AUGGCUCCACCAGUUAGCAAAAGCGACAAGUUCUAUACGGUCUACAAAGGUCGUGUUGACAAGCCUACCAUAUAUUCAUCUUGGAGUCAAGCGCACCCAAGAGUCAUAGAAUGCGAAGGCGCCGAGCAUAAGAAGUGGGACACACUCGAGGAUGCUUGCAAGGCAAUGAAAGAUAGAGGCUUCGAGGACGUUGAUAUAUUUGUCAAAAAAUCAGCUGAAACCAAAAUCGUGUCGUUGCGAAAAGACAAAUACUAUGCCGUUGCAGGUGGCAAGACCACUAGAGUGUUCACUUCUUGGGAGGAUGCGAAAGAGGCGAUCAAUAGAACCACCGCGUGCCAAGAAUGUUUUAGCACUAAGCAAGAAGCAGAAGAGUUCAUUGAGAAUUGGAAAGACGCCUACGCUGAUGUAUGGCGAAGGGCAAUUCGACAAGGAUUGAACGAGGGAUGGAAGGCGAGGGACAUGAGUUUGAACAUUGGAUCAUUCUUGCUUAGGGAGAAUGACAACGAGAGGUUAAAGGAAGAUGGUCACGAGAUGGUCAAAACGGCUCAAAAUGAACUUCCGAAGAUUGAGCAAUUAUCUGUCAAAGAAGAUAACCAGGAAUAG
Messenger RNA from Penicillium diatomitis, 603 nucleotides. Its product is annotated as RNase H1/viroplasmin domain-containing protein. The coding region runs from base 1 to 603 and encodes 200 amino acids. The transcript has 3 exons. NCBI's taxonomy places the organism in Eukaryota, Fungi, Ascomycota, Eurotiomycetes, Eurotiales, Aspergillaceae. The record is from RefSeq and is a predicted model, not a curated record.